AUGGACUCUCUAACGUCAUGUUUUGUUUUGUUUUUCAGUCUAAUUUCUCGGAUGCUGCAGAAGGAUCCCACCAGUCGUGCGACCCUGGAUGAGAUCGAGGCUCACGAUUGGCUGAAGGGACUGGAUGAUGCCCUACUGACCCCCGAGGCCCCGCCCUCCUGGCUGACCGGGGCUCUGUCUCUCAGCUCUCCUCGCUCUGCUCCAGAGAGCGGGGACCUGCUCGCUGCUAAACCCACCAAUCACCUGUCACCUUUCCCCGGACCAUGGCAGCCCAGUCUGAGCGCUCCCCAGAGGGCAGUCCCUGAACCGGACCCCCCAGCCCCAAAGAGUGUCCCAGCACUGCAGCUGAUCUGUGAGGAGGAGGAAGAGGAGGAAGAGGAGGAGGAGGAAGAGGAAGAAGAGGAAGAAGAGGAAGAAGAAGAGGAGGAGGAGGAGGAAGAGGAGGAGAGCAUGACAGAACAGGGCUCACCGCUGCUUUUGACACAAACUGAGGAGAAACUUAGUGUUGACAUAGAGAAAAGAGAAACCGAUGAAACAUUGAAGGAGCCCGAGGAGGAGGCUGUGGACAGUGUGAUUUCUGAGCAGCCCAUGAGUCUGGGAGACGUUGGCGCCUCUAGUGCAGAGUGUGUUUAUGAGGCAGACCCAGUGAGCCUGCAGUGUGAGGAGCCCAACAAUAACAGUAAACCUGCCCCAGUCCCCUCUGCUCCAGCCCUGUCUUCCUCUGUCUGUCUGGACUCCAAAAACACAUAUGCAGCUGAACAGGAACUAGAGCAAAGUGCAGAGGAGGGCUGCAGAAAGGAGCUCUCAGCUGACAGGCCACAGUCCCACAACCCAGACAUUGCCCCCCGGGCAGACACAGCCAAACGGCACAGCUUAAAACUACGUGAAAGAAUUUUCCAGUUUCCUCUUUGUGAGAAAGCCCUGGCGUUUAAUAUCCCAACUCAGAACAAAUCCAAGAUCAUGCCCUUGGCUCAGUAUAACUGCUGCAGAGUCCUAUAGACUGAAGGACUCCAAACAGUCACCGAGUAACAAUUUGUGCCUGAGAUAGGCCAACCGAACUUUAGAGGAAACUCAUUCGCUGCUGUGUACAGAAGCUCACACAUGCGCAAGACUUUGCCCCUGUCCAAUCUUAGCAUAAAAACUCAUGGAAAGAAAAGAGAAAGAAAAUGCUCAAAUGUUGAGACUUAGAACAUAAAAUAUUGUAGAGAAAUAAGCUACUGUCUUCUUGUUCAUAAGGUGCCUAAUUGGGUUUGUUUGCAUCCAUCUUGUCUCUGUAACUCUGACUAAGUUGUAAAAUACUGCCCAUCAGGCUGCUCCAGCACUAGCUCUAGAUGGGUUUUUAAAAGGCUAUAAAUAUUUAAUAUGUAAAAACAACCAGCUUGAGCUACCUAGUAGCCACUGAUCCAUUCCUUUUGCACAACUUGCUCCAUGUGGUUGAAUGAAGCCUCUUAAUAUAAGCUCUUAUUUGUAAAGACUGAGACUGUUACAUGAUAUGCUGAUGUAUCUAUGCUCAAUGGUCAUGUGUUUUUCACAAUGCCCUUAUUGGACUUUCUGUUCUUAUACAACUGUACUAUACAUUGUAUAAUCAGUGACUAUUGGUGGGAUGCAGGCCUUUCAUUCUGCUGAUAAGUUUGGGUGUGCUGCGUAUAUCAGAAGAACAAUGUUUGAUUUUUUGACAAAAGUUACAUUUCUGAACAUGAGAAAUGUGAUAUGCAUGUUGUUGAUAGUACUGUUAUUUAUGGCGAUAUACCUCUGUGUGAUGAGUUUGUGCUCCUGUAUUCUUGAUUUGCACAAGUGUGACUACUGUAGUUGCUAGCCAUAUUUUGGCAGCAUCAUGAUCACUGCAUAGACCAAACAGCAGACUCCUUUAUAUCAUUUCCAUCUUUUUUUACAGUGUAUUUUGUGUUUUUAAAUAAGAUUUUAAAAAGUUAUGCUAACAAAAGCCAAAGUGUAUGCUGCUUUGGUCAAUCUGCUAGAGUCCAUAGAAAUUAGAUUUUGAGCUUGUGACCUGUGAUCAGCUGGUCAUUCCCAACAGAAAGAGGAUGUCAUGUGACUUUAUAAUCUGUGGAGAAGAGGUUUGUAAUCCUGUCAAUGCUCAUGAGCAACUGCAUCUUGCCCUGUGCCCAUGGACCUAAACCUGGUGCCCUUCCUCUGGACCUAUUUUUUCUGAAUUAAUUUAUUAAAAAAGAAUAUAAAAUGA
Boleophthalmus pectinirostris (great blue-spotted mudskipper) is the source of this 2200-nucleotide messenger RNA. Its product is annotated as neurofilament medium polypeptide-like. NCBI's taxonomy places the organism in Eukaryota, Metazoa, Chordata, Actinopteri, Gobiiformes, Gobiidae. The transcript is spliced from 2 exons. Bases 1 to 999 code for a protein of 332 amino acids. The record is from RefSeq and is a predicted model, not a curated record.